AUGUCAUUAUCAUACCUGCAACAAGAAUCAACACCAUUAUUACCCGAUUCGAUCUGGGCAUUGAAAUGGACAUCAACCAACAAGCUUCUCUCAGGUUCAGCAGAUGGUCAUCUACGUAUAUGGGAUCCUACCGAAUCUGAAUUAUCGACAAAACCCAUAUACGAUCUCACUUCCAACCCUCUAGCUAUCUCUUCGAUAUCCGUCACGGAGGAUGGGAAGUACGCUCUGUCGACGAGUCUGGACGGGACGGUCGUGUUGGUUGAUAUUGAGAAUGGAGAGGUGGCGGGGAAGGUAGAAACAGGUAGAGAGGUCGUAGGUGAGGGUGAGAAAGAACUACCAGCAUUCACAUCGGCCAUUCACCCUCAGAAUAAAUGUUGGGCCUGGUCAGGUCGAUCAUCCAAAUUGGCUAUCCGAUCGAUCGACCAGCUUUCACCUCAAGAAGGAGAAGGGGUCAACGGUAACACUACAAGAGGUGGAUUAGGUGGGAAUGGUAAGAUUGUAGAUACUGGUAAAGGGAAAUUUGGGAUGGAUUUACAAUUUUCACCAGACGGUCAAUCCCUUGCUCUAUCGACCGAACAAGGUCAAGUGAUAGUGCUGGACGUAGAGACCAAAUCAAUAGUUGCAACUUACACAUCACAUAAUAAAGCCGUUAGGACAAUAACUUGGUCACCCGAUUCUCAGUGGCUUUAUUCCGGUUCAGACGAUCAUCUAAUAGUUCUAUACGACGUAAGAGCAGGUUCAACCUCAGGAUCAGGUGGAAAAGGUGAAGGUGCAGUGGCGAUGAUGCAGGGACAUCAAAGUUGGGUGUUGAAAGUGGAUGCUAGUCCGGAUGGUAAAUUAUUGGGUAGUGGUGGCGCAGACAGUAUGAUCAAACUUUGGGAUGUAGGCCAACGAUCCUGCGUAUCUACAUCAACAGGUACAUCCGAAAUAUGGGGCUUCGCCUGGCAACCUGCUGCUUCUGAUACUUUCGCCGCUGGUAAACAGUUUGCUGUGGCUGGUGAUGAUAAAGCUAUUACAUUAUUCAGAGCUGCUGGAUCGGUAUGA
This is a messenger RNA of Kwoniella botswanensis, 1044 nucleotides long. RefSeq lists its product as uncharacterized. The coding region runs from base 1 to 1044 and encodes 347 amino acids. Lineage: Eukaryota; Fungi; Basidiomycota; Tremellomycetes; Tremellales; Cryptococcaceae. Gene Ontology annotation, molecular function: protein binding. The transcript is spliced from 7 exons. The record is from RefSeq and is a predicted model, not a curated record. Gene Ontology annotation, cellular component: nucleus.